Molecule: messenger RNA, 1847 nt
Organism: Anopheles merus
Lineage: Eukaryota; Metazoa; Arthropoda; Insecta; Diptera; Culicidae
Product: ras-like GTP-binding protein RhoL
Exons: 4
Coding region: 438-1010 (190 amino acids)
Biological process (GO): small GTPase-mediated signal transduction
Molecular function (GO): GTP binding; GTPase activity
Source: RefSeq, a predicted model, not a curated record
GAAGUGAGCCGGUCAGUACCGUUUGGGUCAGUGUUUAGCAGCCGUCGAUAACGGAAAGAUGGGCAAAUUUCCGUACAUUACCGUCUAAAGCCGAGUGCGAGUUUCAAUGUUGUGUGGUCGUCGUCGGUGCUUCUGGUGCUAGUUUGCUAGAUGCACUUUGCAAACCGGCUACUAACAGGUAGCAAUAGUGUGUCCAUUCCCACCCAACUUCUCUCCAGCCUUCCCGAAUCCGAUCGACCGGAAAGACCGCUUAGCUGAGCGCGAUAGUACACGGUUUGCGUUGGGAGCAGCCACACCGUGCGUAGUUUUAGCAAAUAAAUAAGCGCUGUGAAUUCACGUGAAGUGAGAUCUUACCCCCUGCGGUGGUUUGUAAUUUGUGAGCAGGAAAGCGAAGAUAGUAAGACGAAGCCACGUGUUAGUGGGCCUACGACGGAACGAUGACCACACGGAUAUUCAACAUCGUCGUCGUCGGGGAUGGUGCGGUCGGUAAGACCUGCCUGCUGCACGCCUACACGGAUAAGUCAUUCAAAAACUUCUACGAACCGACGAUAUACGAUAAGGAAUCAAUUGAAAUGAUACUCGAUGGGCAGAAGUACACCAUACAGCUGCACGAUACGGCCGGCCAGGAGGAGUACGACAAAAUCAGGCAGCAGUUUUACAAACGGGCCGAUUGUUUCCUCCUGUGCUACAGCAUCGACAACAGGGUGUCGUUCGAGAACGCGUCCACAAAAUGGAUCCCGGAGAUCAAAACUAACCCGCCCGUCCCAAUCGUACUGCUCGGCACCAAGCUGGACAACCGCAAAGGGAAAAACAACGAAGUGUCGACGGGGGAGGGCGACCGGUUGAAGCGCGCAAUAAACGCCAACUCGUUCGUGGAGUGCUCGGCGAAGGAUUACCGCAACGUGGAGCUGGCGAUAGAGGAAGGUGUGCGCGCCUGCCUGAUGGGUGUACCGGAACCGGAGCCGGAAGAUAGUUGGGCCUGCUGCAAGGACGCUCUACGAUGGUUUUAAAAUGCAUUUGUGCCACAAACGCCACAAUCAAAACCAAGCCAGUCGCGCUACUGCUCUAUUUAUCUAUUGCUAGUUCUCUCACGUAACCCUUCAUUGCCGGUGUGCCCGGUAACGGAAGGCACAAUUGUAAAAGGCCGCGUACACGAGAUAGUUUUACACAUUUCGAGUUGUUUCACUGAAUUUAUUAUUAGUUUCUUUCCUUUUUUUCUCUUUCCCUAACCUAAACAAGAGUCCGUAGUAUGUACACAUAGAGCCGUGUUCGGUAUAUGUUCAGUCCGUUGUAAUGUAAUCGACAACUGCGCCUAAUUCAUUCGUCUAGUUUUCUUCCUCUCUGACGGGGCGAUAUUGAUUCCCCGCGGGAACAGGAUUGUAAGGGAAUUUAAUUCAAACUCAAAACUUAACUUAAGUCACACGCGCACACACACAUUAUCAAGCUGCUCUAAUUCACAGCACAGCAACCACCGAAUAAUAGAAAGCGGGAUAAGGAUUCCGCCGAAAGAAAUGCAUCCAACCAAAAUGGUUGGAAAACUAAUAAAGUUAACAGUAUCAAACGUCUUCUAUAUAGAACUGAAUCAUGUACUAAUAUUCGUGAGGUAAAACGUAUCCUGAUUUAGCAACAUGUAAUGGCAUUGGAAAGUUUUAGAAAGUAAAUCAGUAAAUGAAAGUUCAAUUUUUCUAAUCUAAGAUGAAAUUAUAGUUCAAAUGGCAAAAAAAAAACACAAAAGCAAACAUCGGGAAUUAAUUAAAAGAUAAUCAAACGCCUUUCUAAAACAUUUAAACCGCAACAUAAAAAGAAAGCUUAUCAACAGUAACUAACUUCAGCUGUUGGAAAAGUCA